Messenger RNA from Staurois parvus, 1400 nucleotides. The record is from the annotation of a GenBank genome assembly. Lineage: Eukaryota; Metazoa; Chordata; Amphibia; Anura; Ranidae.
AUGAAGGAGAUCCUGACUCUUCUACUAAGCUGCAUCACCUGUAGAGGGCUGGGGCUUGAGAACAGCCUUCCUGUACAGGACUGUGCCCUGCACUCUGUCCAUGGACAUCAUACCCACUACCAGGUAACAGAUGGCAAGGAGUUGGUGAUCUCCACCUGGGAUACCAGGAGCAGGCAACUGGUAUCAUGUUCUGUGGAAGAGGAUGAAGGGACAGUCAGUUCUUUCCUAACCCAGUGCACCAGGCAAGAUGACGUGUUGUAUAGUAGCUAUGGGGGCUUUGCUGAAGCCAAGAUGGCAUGCUUAUACUUCCUACAAUCAAAUCAUCCUAGAAGAAGAACAGGAUCAAAUGACCAACAUGCAAGAGUGAAGAGGGGCUUUACCUAUCCAGGAACCCUGUGGUGUGGAGCCGGGAAUAACGCAGAAAAAGAAAGCGAUCUAGGUGAACACAGAGAAACAGACUCGUGCUGUAGGACACAUGACCACUGUGAGCACGUCAUCCAUCCCUUAACCUCCAACUAUGGCCACUGGAACCUCCGUUGGCACACCAUCAGUCACUGCCAGUGUGACAACAAGUUUAAAGACUGCCUUCGAAAAGUCAAUGAUACAGCUUCACGGGUGGUGGGGCAGGCUUUCUUCAAUGUCAUUAAGGUGCAGUGCUUUGAUUUAGCCUACAAGGAGCAGUGUGCAAAAAGGAGCUGGUAUGGAUGGUGUGAGAAGUAUGUCAAUAUAACAGUGGCUGUUCCUAAAGACUCAGGACUGUACGAUUAUGGAGGAAAUCUUAUCGACAAACCAGCUCUAACGAAGGAAAUAGAUUCUACUACACCACCAUCAGACCUGUCACUUGAGCCACCAACUCUGGGACAAGUCAUGAAAGCUACUGAAGACCUGCUGAAGAUCAUGAUGACAAUAAGUCCAGGCACCUCACCCAACCAGUCCAAAGUGGAUGACAGCACCACCGACAAGAAGAAGAAAGAUCAAAGAAAGAAGAAAGAAAGGAAGACCAAAAAGGGAAAGGGUCUUAAAGGUAAAAAAAAAAUCAGUCUAAAAAGGAGAACAUUGACUCUCCAGCCAAAGACAUACUAGGUGAGAACACGGUCAAGGAUGAGAAGCCUGUGCCAGUGAACCAGCCACUUGACGUCUUGGAUGUAGAACCUAAGCAGGAUGCAUUCAAUGAUGUCCUAAAUGAUGAGCCCAUCAGAAACAAUGAUGCUAAAACAUCUACAUCAAUAACACCUACCUACAAAAAGGAAGAACUGAAAGCUAAGGUGACAUCACCUCCACUAGUAUCUAGACCUUGCACAAGGAAACCCCAAAGGAAAAACAAGCAGGAACGAAAGGGGAGACGUGAGAGGAAGAAGAAACCUAAGACAGAGUCUUGUGGUCCUUCAAACGCACAGUAA